UGACCAGACGCGGACAGUUGGGAAUAUACCACGCAUUGCCCUCCGAUUCACAUCGACAAAAAAUUUUGGUCUGUGAACUUCGUGCGGAUAAAAUUCGAUUUGAACGCCAGCGAAAAUAUGCAAAAUAAAGUGAAAUACCAGUGCCUCGCGGACGAGGAGCGCGUCAGCGAAGAGUCCUGCAGCCAUUAAAGUCCAGAGAGCAUUAAAAGUUCUGAGAAUUUCGCGGGAAAGGUGCGUUUUUCGCUUGGCCUUUCGCAAGCAGGAGAAGAAGAAGCAGCAGCAGUACAAACAGCAAUAGUGUAGUUGUGAUCGAAAAUCGAAAGUGUGAAGCAUUCUCUAUAAAUAGUGCAAAAUCAAAGCCCAAUUCCCACUGCAAACAAAAGCGCAGUAAAGCAACAAUAGCAACAACAGUAAGACAGCGGCGAUCUAACAGCGCUACAUACAUAGCUACACACCUCUGGAGCAGUCGAGCGUUCUCACAGAGCGCCUGCUCUGCAGCAAGUAGCAGGAUUAUCUGAAGGAUCGUCCGUCUGGCCAAGAAGGAUCAUCCAAGAUGUCCUCGCUGGACGCGCGCAACAACUCGGCGAUGAUGAAGCGCGCCGAGCAGCUGAAGCGCUGGGAGGAGUCGGACACCAACCGCGCCGCCCCCACCCCCCGCCACGAGCACGGGCGCAGGAUCAAGUUCAGCUCCGGCUGCGUCUUCCUCGCCGCCUGCCUCUCCGGCGACAAGGACGAGGUCGUCCAGCUGCUCGACCAGGGCGCGGACAUCAACACCGCCAACGUCGAUGGACUCACCGCCCUGCACCAGGCGUGCAUAGACGACAAUCUGGACAUGGUGGAGUUUCUGGUGGAGCGAGGUGCCGACAUAAACCGCCAGGAUAACGAGGGCUGGACGCCCCUGCACGCCACUGCCUCCUGCGGAUUUGUGAGCAUAGCUCGGUAUUUGGUGGAGAAUGGCGCUGAUGUGGCCGCUGUGAACAGCGAUGGCGAUCUGGCAUUGGAUUUGGCCAUCGAUGUGCAGCACAUGGCCAUGAUUGACUACAUGGAGAAGAUGGUGCAGGAGCUGAACAUCAAUGUGGAUGAGGCUCGAAAGGCCGAGGAGCAGGCGAUGCUGAACGAUGCCAAAAAGUGGCUGAGAAGCGAUGCCGCCGAGGUGGAUAGACCGCACCCGAAAACGGGAGCCACUGCCCUCCACGUAGCCGCCGCAAAGGGUUACACGAAAGUGCUGGGCCUGCUCCUGGCAGGACGUGGCAAUGUGGAUCGCCAGGAUAACGAUGGCUGGACGCCGCUGCACGCGGCAUCGCAUUGGGGUCAGCGGGAAACGGCCGAGAUGCUCGUGGAGUCACUGGCCGACAUGGAUAUCCGAAACUAUGCCGGGCAGUCAUGCAUCGAUGUGGCCGAUCGCAAAAUAGUCAAAUUCCUGGAAGAACUGCGGGCCAACAAACGCAACAAGCGGCGACCAUCUAGUCAAAUAAGCAGAAUCUCAGAUGCAAUGGAAAAUCAUGUGGACAAGACACCCACUAAACUGGUGCGCGUUGAAGUGAGAACUGAUGCCACAAAGGAUGCUGAGAACGUCAAGCCCAACCAGCAGAUCCACGCCGUCGAGCAUCCAGUCGAGGAGGAGGCGCCAUGGCGACGCAAACUGCCCCGGACACCCAACGACAGUCCCACUAAUAAUCAAGUUCCUGAUAGAGAGCUUAGCAGCAAUAGCUCGGAGACCGCCAACGACGUCAUUUUGCGGCGCACGCAAAGCUUUGAGAACGAUCAAAAGUUCUAUCAAAAGUACAAUGAGCUGCGGGCCCGCAUAAAGGCCAACUCCUGUCCCAUUUUGCCGGCGAAUGCGAAUGCUAGUGCCGCUGCUGCCAAUAAAUCCAAUAACAAUAACAACCUAAGUAGCAAUAACUAUCAUAAUAACAACAAUAACAACAACAAAAGCGAUCUGCUAUUGGGAUAUGCUGCUGGCACCACAACCACAACGACAACAAGCACCUCCACAACAACAACAACAUCCAGUACAUUCAACAACACCCACUCGAACACCAACAACACAAGCACAACACAACAAGCACAACAGCAACCAGCAGCAGCAUCGGCAGCAAAUCAAUCAUAUAGCGUACAAAGAUCGGCCUCACUCAAAGAUAACUCAAUGUAUUACAGGAAACCGACCAUUGCGAUUGGCACGCCCACGAGCACAGCAGCCACGGCGAUCAAUUCUCCAUCGACAACUGUACAGACCCCACCAAUUCGCAGCCAAGUUACAGCGAAAAUAGCAGAAAAGAGCAAUAAUGGCAGCUCGUCCACGGCCAGUGUCAGCGAUGCGGAGAGCUCCAAGCCACCGCCCAAGCAAUCCGCGAGCAAUAUGAUCAAGAACUUCUUCAAAUCCUUUGUGCCACCGGUGCGUGAUGAAGAGAGCGAAACGCAGCGAAAGGCACAUGCUAAGCGCGUGAGGGAGACUCGCCGGUCCACCCAAGGUGUGACCCUGGACGAGAUCAAGAGUGCCGAGGAGCUGGUUAAGAAGAAGAACAUGGGCAUGGCCAACAACAACAAUAACAACAAUAUCAGCACCACCACCACGAACACGAUCAGCAACAGCGGCAACGAAACAAGCUCUGCAUCAUCGACAUCAGCUCCAACACCAUCAAUCCUCGGCAGCAAUGAGCAGCAGGACGAGCUGCAACCACCGCCACCGCCCACCACACCACCGCCAGCCAUAAUACCCACCACAACAACGGCCACCGAUGAGACGGAGAUCGAGGAGGUGGUGUCCGAUCCUCCAGCUGGCCAAAGUCAGAACGAUACGACUGCUAGCUUUACGCUAUCCGCUCCCGUGCGAAGAUCCCUAUCGGCCGAUAGAGAGGCCGAUGCCAAUAGUGAUCCGGAGGGUGAUCAGGAUCAGACGGUGGUCAGUGCCAGCUAUACGAUAAUGCCCAGGCGGGAAAGGCUACCCGAAAGCUCAGAGAAUGUAGAGAGCAUAAGAUCGCCACAAAAGACUGACCCAGUUGCCAAAACCUCCAGCGAGGAGAAGGCGGAGGAGCCCCCACAUGCCAGGCCCACGGAUCUGCCACUGAUUCCGGCUCCCGCUGCUCCUAGCACAGAAGCUAUCAAAUCAUCCUCGGCGGCAACUACGCCCGCUGCCCUCGAGAGUCCAGUGCGCUUGCGGGACAAGCGGGGUCUGUCCGGCAGCCAGGAAUCCGAAACCAAGUCCGAUACCGCCUCGCCCGUGUCCUCACAUCCGGACUUCAAUGCCCGGGACUCGCUACUCAGUCUAUACGCCCGACGCACAACGGACAGCGGCGCGGGAGGAGGAGGAGGUGCUGGUGGUGCAGGUGGUGCGGGUGGAGCUGCAUUCUCGUCUUCAACUUCGGCAGCAGAACGGCGUCCCUCUUGGCGCCUGAAAUUCGAUGCCGGCUCCAAGUUCAAGUUGGAGGACAUAACCAGCGGUGGCACAUAUCCGCCCAACAACAGCACCAUCAUACCCAGUGCUCCGGCAGUAAUGGCAGCCGCCAACCUAUCAACCACAACUGGUGUCCAGAGGCGCAUCAGCAGCGGUCCCAAUGCACUAAAUGCUUCCAAUCAGUCGCUCAACUCUGUGGGUCGUCCAGUUUCCGCGCCCAGCGAGGGCACGAACAACAGUGCCUAUGUCACGCCCUCAGCUCGCAAGUUUGAGACGAAUGCCACGCCUACGGGAGCGACCACUGCAGCGACCACGACUAGCAACUCAACCUCCAAUUCAGUGUCUGCAACCAGUGCCAAUCAUACAGCGGCUACGGCACCAAAUGCCACGUCAAACCAUGACGAUAAGGAUAAUGAUAAGGAGAACGAUAAUCGCACACAGACCGUCAUUCAGAGGAGACGCAAGCCGAAGCGCAGAUCAACGGGCGUGGUGCACAUCGAUAUGGAUGAACUGGAUCCCGAGCGACAGAACGAAUCGUCCAACAACGACAACGAGGAGAAGGAGAAGGAGAGUGGCAGUGAGCGGACAUCCCGUUCCCGCCUGGGCAGCACCGCGAGUACGGCCACCACCAGCGAGUCAAAGAGCUCCAGUAGUAAUGACAAGACCGAGAAUGGCGAUGGCAUUGACUACAAGGCGCUCUGGGAAGCGGAAAAAUUGGAGAACGAUAAGCUGAGGCAGAUGCUCAAGCAGAAGGACGAUGAAGCCGUGCAGACACGUGCAACGCUCGAGAGAUUCGCCAAUGCCACAACGAAAAAUUCACUAUCUGAACUUGAGAAACGCGAAAGAAGAGCUAUGGAACGCAAGCUUUCCGAGUUGGAAGAAGAGCUCAAGCUAUUGCAGAAGCUAAAGACUGAGAACGAUCGUCUGCGAGCCGAGAAUCGGGCCCUUACGCGGGUCGUCUCCAAGCUGACAACCUCGGCUCAGAGUCAGCUGGCCAAGACCAAAUAGGCGCAGAUCAAAAGCAUUUAGAUUGCCCAGCACCAGCCCACAUACACCCCAAAAUUCUCACGCCCCUUGCUCAAAAGCACAAUGUCGCGAAUAUCGUUAUAUCGUUUCUCUUAGAACUGGAAAAUCAUCGAUGUUUUUGCAGGUAAACAUCGAUAGCCAAUAAUCAUCGAUGUUUUUCUUGCUUCUAUUUCGUUACUCAAUACUUAACACACCUCGAUGUCGUUAAACCUAUUAUAUGGAUAUUUAAGCAUAACCGAAAGCAACAAUAACUAAAUGUAUCGUAGCUAAAUUUAAGUUCUAAUUGAGCUCAUCGGCUUUGGACUGGUCACUGGUAAUAUAACAUAUGGUAUUUACAUAUACAUAUAUACUACGACUCCUUGGGAGUUAUUAUAUACUACAGACCCUUUGAUAGAACCGCAAAUUUCGAAAAGUAGUUAAUUUUUUAAUAGUAAAAUAUUACUCCCACGGCUUGUUCGUUUUUGGUAACCUACAAAAUUCGCUAGGUGCAAAUGUUUCGAAUUUCAAAUGUAAUUUAUAUCGAACUAUAUCAUAUGGUAACUACAGACCACUGUACGGCUGAUAUGCACUUAUAAAUCAAAAGUUAGACCACUCUCGAAUCAAAUCAAAGUAAAGCUCAUCAAAACCAACGAGAUCAAACAUCAAGUCCCCACCACCAAACAAGAUAAAUAACAGCAUCUGCGAUUAGCGGCCCAAGGAUCUGGAGGCUAUAUAUAGGGUCUCCAAAAGUCGAUCAUCAGGGAGAGCGAAGUGGUCUAGUUGGUGAUGCUGGAAGCUUAACGGUAAAUGCCCCACCACUGACACUCAAUUGAGCCAUUCUAAGAACCUGCGCCCCAAUAUUAUGAGCUGGCUGUUGUUUUGUUGUUAUACACAUACCACUUAUAAAGAAUAUAAUAAAAUUUAUUAUAGCUAUAACUGUAACAUGGAGUGUUUCAAACUGAUGGAGAAUGGUUGGAAACAACGAGCAAUUAAAUACUGAAUUACUUUUUAAAAUGUUUUAAGAAAUAAUAUAUUUGUUUAAUUAGGAUAGAAAGUACAGAAUUGAACAAUUGUUAUAAAAUGUGGAUAAGAGCUGAGUUGCAUUCAAUCCACCAACGUUUUGAAACACUCUGAAUGUACAUAUAAACAAUACUUACUUAAUUACUCUUUAAAUAAUGUCUAUUAAACUAUACUAUGGAUUUA
This is a messenger RNA of Drosophila erecta, 5602 nucleotides long. It is a transcript of the gene Mbs, whose product is annotated as protein phosphatase 1 regulatory subunit 12B. Gene Ontology annotation, molecular function: phosphatase regulator activity; enzyme inhibitor activity; protein kinase binding. NCBI's taxonomy places the organism in Eukaryota, Metazoa, Arthropoda, Insecta, Diptera, Drosophilidae. The record is from RefSeq and is a predicted model, not a curated record. The transcript has 20 exons. The coding region runs from base 554 to 4402 and encodes 1282 amino acids. Gene Ontology annotation, cellular component: cytoplasm.